AUCAUUUAUUUUUUGUCAAUGGCUAUCAACAACUCAUCAGAGAAUAGUCUUCAGCUCAAUGAAGUAAUUGUAGCCAUGGUUCCAUGGCCUGAACAUGGCCAUCUCAACCCAUUAUUUCUCCUUUCUCGCUUCAUUGCUUCACACAACAUUCCUGUACACUUCCUCUGCCUAACUGCCCGAAACCACGAUUUGAAGAAACGCCUUCAAGGUGUUCGACGAAAUGCCACGGAUGAAAAUUUGCAUUUCUGUGACCUCUCAGUACCUAAAACUGAGGCAGAAAGUGAUAAAGAUUUGUUGUUGGAAAAUCUAGGGAAGUCUAUUUGUGAAAAAUGUCAUUUACUCUCGAAAAAUACUAAAAGAUUGGUCAUCAUUCAUGAUUGUUUGAUGAUAACUUAUAUUAGGGAUUUGCAUUCAAUACCCAACAUUAACUGUUAUUCUUUCCACUCCAUUUCAUCCUUCGUUAGGUAUUCGACUUUCAGACAAGUUCUUCAUACAGUUGAUGAAGAUCAAGACAAGUUGAUUCAGGAACUAGGCGAUGAGUUUCCAACGGUGGAGAGCACUUUUGGGCCACAUCUGGAGGAGUAUAUACAAGAAGAACGUGAAUGGAAGCUAAAUUCAGGAGUUGUCAUGAACUCCUUCAGAGAAUUGGAAGGCAAGUAUCUUGAUUCACUUGCCAUUCAUGCAGAAGAUAAUACGCCAGUGUGGUGUCUUGGUCCAUUUCACAUGCUGCUCGAAUCAUCAGUUGAUUUGUUGAAUAGGAGUGCUCAACAUGUGUCCCUGGAAUUUCUCGACAAGCAAGAUGCUAACUCUGUAAUAUUCGUGUCAUUUGGGACAACCACUACAUUGUCACAAGAGCAAGUCAAUGAGUUCGCGCUUGGUUUAGAACAGAGCAGCCAUAAAUUUAUAUGGGUAGUAAGAGAUGCAGAUGAUGAAAGGUUGGACACGGAGAAUAAUUCCGAGGGGAAAGAUGGGAAGGUUGUAUUGCCAGAAGGAUUUGAAGAAAGAGUGGAAGGAAGAGGAAUGGUGGUGAGAAAUUGGGCGCCUCAAUUGGAAAUCUUGGGACAUCCGUCAACAGGUGGGUUUAUGAGUCACUGUGGAUGGAAUUCUUGUAUGGAAAGUAUUAGCAUGGGAGUUCCCAUAGCAUCUUGGCCUAUCCAUGUUGACCAGCCUUAUAACACGGUGUUCAUAACGAACGUGUUGAAGAUUGGAAUCUCUGUGUGGAAAUGGAGUCGCAGAGAGGAAAUAGUACCAGCUGCAGCAAUUGAGAAAGCUGUCAAGACGUUGAUGGGUACACCAGAAGGAGAAGAGAUGAGGCAGAGAGCGGUGGAGUUGAGUAAUAAGAUCAAGAACUCUGUUAGCCAUGGAGGACUUGCACGCAAGGAGAUGGAAUCUUUCAUAUCUAAUAUUACCGAUAACUAAAUUCCAUUGCGAAUCUCAAAAUGUUAUGUUGUAUUUGGCUUUGUUAAAUUUCUCAUAUUCGAUUAUGUAAACUUUGGGAAUAAGAUCUUUGUUUAAUCUUCA
Messenger RNA from Solanum verrucosum, 1521 nucleotides. RefSeq names its product zeatin O-glucosyltransferase-like. Gene Ontology annotation, molecular function: UDP-glycosyltransferase activity. The record is from RefSeq and is a predicted model, not a curated record. The transcript has a single exon. Bases 19 to 1419 code for a protein of 466 amino acids. NCBI's taxonomy places the organism in Eukaryota, Viridiplantae, Streptophyta, Magnoliopsida, Solanales, Solanaceae.